Molecule: messenger RNA, 1377 nt
Organism: Pteronotus mesoamericanus
Lineage: Eukaryota; Metazoa; Chordata; Mammalia; Chiroptera; Mormoopidae
Gene: ENPP7
Product: ectonucleotide pyrophosphatase/phosphodiesterase 7
Exons: 5
Coding region: 1-1377 (458 amino acids)
Source: RefSeq, a predicted model, not a curated record
AUGAGCCGCUCGGCAGUCCUCCUGGCCGCGGCUCUGGCCGCCCUCCUGGCCCCCGGGGCCGCGCUGCCCGUCCGCCGGCAGGGCCCCCGGCACAAACUGCUCCUGGUGUCCUUCGACGGCUUCCGCUGGGACUACGACCAGGACGUGCACACCCCCAACCUGGACACCAUGGCGCGUGAGGGCGUGAAGGCCCGCUACAUGACCCCUGCCUUCGUCACCAUGACCAGCCCCUGCCACUUCACCCUGGUCACUGGCAAGUACAUCGAGAACCACGGCGUGGUCCACAACAUGUACUACAACACCACCAGCAAGGUGAAGCUGCCCUACCACGCCACGCUGGGCAUCCAGAGGUGGUGGGACAAUGGCAGCGUGCCCAUCUGGAUCACGGCCCAGAGGCAGGGCUUACGGACCGGCUCCUUCUUCUACCCCGGCGGGAACGUCACCUACCAGGGCACGGCCGUGACGCUGAGCCGGAAGGAAGGCAUUUUGCACAACUACAAAGACGAGAAGGAAUGGAGAGCCAACAUCGACACCGUGAUGAAGUGGUUCACGGAGGAGGGCCUGGACCUGGUCACACUCUACUUCGGGGAGCCGGACUCCACGGGCCACAAGUACGGCCCCGAGUCCCAGCAGAGGAAGGACAUGGUGGCGCAGGUGGACCGGACGGUGGGCUACCUCCGUGACAGCAUCAGGCGCAGCGGCCUCGAGAGCAGCCUCAACCUGAUCAUCACGUCCGACCACGGCAUGACCACCGUCAACAAGGCGGCCGGCGACCUGGUGGAGUUCCACAAGUUCCCCAACUUCACCUUCAAGGACAUCGAGUUCGAGCUCCUCGACUACGGGCCCAACGGGAUGCUGCUCCCCAAGGACGGGCAGCUGGAGAAGGUCUACGAGGUCCUCAAGGACGCGCACCCCAAGCUCCACGUCUACAAGAAGGAGUCCUUCCCCAAGUUCUUCCACUACGCCAACCACCCCCGGAUCACGCCGCUGCUCAUGUACAGUGACCCCGGCUACGUCAUCCACGGGAGGCUGAACGUGCAGUUCAACAACGGGGAGCACGGCUUCGACAACGGCGUCAUGGACAUGAAGACCAUCUUCCGGGCCGUGGGCCCCAGCUUCCGGCGGGGCCUGGAGGUGGAGCCCUUCGAGAGCGUCCACGUGUACGAGCUGCUGUGCCGGCUGCUGGGCAUCGUGCCCGAGGCCAACGACGGGCACCUCGGCACCCUGCUGCCUGUGCUGGCGCCCGAGGGCGGCACCGGGCGCCCCAGCACCCCGCCGCCCACAACCCGCUCAGGCACCGCCCUCCUGCCCGGCGGCUGCCCACCUUUGAUGGCGGGGCUGCUGCUGGCCACGAUUCUUCUGGCCAAGGUCGCAUGA